Molecule: messenger RNA, 5200 nt
Organism: Pygocentrus nattereri (red-bellied piranha)
Lineage: Eukaryota; Metazoa; Chordata; Actinopteri; Characiformes; Serrasalmidae
Product: zinc finger protein 554-like
Exons: 7
Coding region: 2633-4987 (784 amino acids)
Biological process (GO): regulation of transcription by RNA polymerase II
Molecular function (GO): RNA polymerase II cis-regulatory region sequence-specific DNA binding; DNA-binding transcription factor activity
Source: RefSeq, a predicted model, not a curated record
GGGCGAUUUAGGCUAUAAGCAAUCUCGAAGUGUUUAUUAUAGUGCAUCAUAGCGCCAAAACGCUGAGCUACAGCAGUUUUACUGUCAUCAUAAAUAAAUCCCGUCAUUUUAAGGUUUGUGCGUGAUAAUCCUGGGUUAUUUUGCGGGGUAGGAGCUGGUAUAGCGUGUCCUCAGGCGGGGACUUUUAUUCUGGAAGGCGAGCUCUCCAGUGUUUGUGUUUUGGUAGGAGCUUGAAUGGGCUAGGCGGCUGUUCGGCUGUGGGCAGCCGAGCGCGGAGCCGCCGUCUUUUCUUUGUUAACUGCUCCCCCUGAGUGGGUUUUAAAGUCGUGUCAGUCUCUGUAUUUUAGCUUCGCGACAAACGGCGAGAGAAAGAAGUGGAUUUACUGUGUGAACGUUACUGGUUAGCCAGCCAACCGUUAGCAGUUUUAAGGAACACCAGCUUCAAAUUAAGAGCCCGUAUUUAGCCAGCCAGUUGAGCUGUGUUGGCAUCUUUCAUUUAGUUUCCUUACAGUAUUUUGGAUAAACAGCCUUCUUUUCACUGCACAGUGGAAAACAAGACUCCCGGCUAGUAUCCGAGCCGUUGUCUGUGGUGAGGGAGAGGCAUGUAGUGCCUCUGAGAGGAGCCAGCUGGCGUUAGUUGCUCUAACCAAGCUGAUGUAGGAGAAAUCACAUGGUUGAGUGGAGCAUUAGCGUUUCAAAGAGACAUGAGCGCAGAAAUCGCUGGCUUAUGUUAGCCAGAUGAGAGUUUGAGAUAGGAGCUGCUCUAAGUGGAAUAUAAGCGAAGGUUAAAGCUGCACUAUGUAAGAUUUGUUUGUUAAAAUUGAGAGGACUUGCAUUACUGAGUCAAGGCAACUGCUGAUGUGUGGAGUUCUUACACCUCUGAGUCUCCCAGUGAAGCCUAAAAUAUUAAUCCGCAACUCAGGGCUGUCAGACCACGUCAGACACAGGCUCAAAAAGAAAGUCUGGCUCAGUGUGACCUGGUUACCUGAGCAAUGCUGUUAAGUGAUACUUUUUUAAAUCCCACAAACAGGGAAAUUCCCAAAAUACACACUAGGGGGCAGUGAGCAGGUGGGCAGCCCUAUUCACGGCGCUCGGGGAGCAAUUGGGGGUUAGGUGUCUUGCUCAAGGACACCUCAGUCAUGGACUGUCAGCACUGGGGAUCGAACUGGCGACCUUCCGGUCACUGGGCCAGCUCCCUAACCUCCAGCCCAUGACUGCCUCCAUGCUGGUGGGGGCGUAGCUCCCAGUGCUGAUCUGGACAGAGCUCAAAGUUAGCUACUGUAGAGCUGGUUGGAAGACCGAAGAAUAAUCAGUGGCUGCUGCGGAUGCUGACUAAUAAAACUGCGUUCGGGUGCAGAUGGGUAGCACGUGGUUUACUGGUCAAUGCGACUAAUCUCGGUUUGAGUGCUUGCUUCUCUCCUUGUUUCUGUCCAGGUUAUCAGCCCCACUUGCUAUAUAGGUGCACUUUGUAGUUCAGUGUAGUAAGUGGAGCUGAUCAAAUGGGCAAUGAGUGUAGGAACAAGGAGGUGUUCAUAAUGUUAGGCCUGAUCUGUGUGCAACCACCACGCAGAGGAAGACGGCAUGGAGAUCUGGACAACACAUAUCCUGCCUUUUCUCUGCUGUGGUAAGAAGCAGACAGAUCUGUGGAACUCGCAGGACAUGGGUAGUAAAAAAAGACGCAUUCAGAGUCUUUACAGAAUAGCUUGUGUGUCAAAAUAGAAGACUUCAGAUAAUUCUGAAGGUCCUAGACCCAAGAAGCGUAGAGCUUCCAACAGCAAGGCAUCUUCAUCGGUGCAACUACUUCACGAAAGGAUUUGAUCACAUCUGGCUCUUUCGUUCAUGUGACGAGUUAAAACCCUCUGGCGUCUGUAUAAACGCAACCAAAUGGUGCGCAGAUGUGAUAUAGCGAUGUCUGUUGGCGAACGCUGAAACAACGUCUUUGUAUUUGAGACAGAAUUCAUGGUGAAGAGCUCUAUAGUAGAACUUUCAGCACCCCUGAGAAACUGCACGGUGAGCUUCAGGAGAUAACAGGGAGUGGAGAGCUGUCUGGAUGGUGUAUUGGUGUCAUCUACAGGCUGGAGUAGGGAAUACACCUAUUCUCUCUAUAUAUCUCGGGGUUAUCUGUAGAUCGUUUUUCAGGGUAGUUAUUUUGGGGUAAUUAAUUCCCCAAUGUUUACUCAUGUCUCUUCAGGGGUUCUGCACAGAUUUAAUAAAGGCACAGCAGGCAGGUUUAGUGUUCUUCACUCAUGUUAAACGUUACAGGUUCUUGCAAACCUUUGUACUAUCUAGGGUCCCCGGUUGUGAAUUUGGCUUUGUCGGCUUUCUGAGUUCAGUUUACAAGAGGGAGAACUUUGAGUUUCCCAGUUUCUGACACCACUCAAAGGCAUUUUGUGCUGGUAGGAGUGAGAUAAGCCAAAUUUUGACUAAUGGAGGAUCAGAUUUAUUAUUUAUUCUUGAAGGGCGGAGCGGUUGCAGCAUAAACAGCAAACUGAUUGGCUCUUCUUUGGUGGGUGGGACUUUCUCCAUAAACAGAUGCCAUGUUGAGCAGUACAAGCUUUCCCACUUGUACGUCGACCAGUGGCGGGUCUCCUCAUUUAUAACGUCUCUGGUUUCUUCAGGACACAAAAAUGCAAUGGCAGAUAAACAAUCACCGGCAAGUAGAAAACUACCCAUCCCUGUUUUGCCAACAACAGCGUACACAACAAAGACAUGUAAACAGAAGAAGACAAAUGAAGGAAAGCAAACUAAAAAGAGAGAAUUAGACAGAGCCCGAGAUAAAACAAGGGCAAACCUUGGAGCAGCUUUUCAGAGGUGGAGGGCGCUCCGGGACCUGAAAGGCUUCAGAUCUGAUGCAGAGUUAGCCACGUUUCUGCUUGACAGGUUUGCUAAAGGAGGAUUCUUGGCAAACACUUCCUGUGCUGCAUCGAGAAUUGAGUUGACCUUAACGGACGAGUCAUCGGACUCAGAUUUUGAGAGGAGGGAUUAUGGCUCGGAUGUUGGGGAUGACAGGGAGUUACCACAGAAUGGACAAACGGCGCCGAUGAAGUUAGAGGUUGAGUUAACCAGUAGCAUGACCAGUAAGGCUUCGGCAGCUCUACAAGCCGACGGAAAAGAUUUCUCAGUGACCUCGUCUUCUGCUCCAGACGACGAAGAAAACUCUGACAUAUCUGAGAGCAGUUAUGUGAAUUUAAAUAAAGAGGUUUUGGUGCUGCUGAUGUUUCGCUGUUUGGAGUGCUCCAGUGAGUGCAGUGUUCAAGGGAAAGGCAAAGGAGGGAAUCUCUCUCUCCGACAGGAGUGUCUGAUCUGCUCUAACUGCAGAAUAUGGACUGCUCAGACUGUUCAAAUGCCAAACGACAUGGAACCUGAUGUCAAGUGUGAGGAGCUCUUGAACGCUGAGCGGAAGGCUCAGGAGACCAGUCUGUCAAUGAAGACCCAUCAAGACAGAACGUCUGUGAAUGCCGUGCAGGAUGAGGCAGGUGCUAGGAGUGAAAUCACAAGUUUUGUAGUGAAAGAAGAAAUUGAAGGUGAUUGUGAGAACGAAGCAGGGAGUCUCUUGAUGGAGACAUAUGAGGAUACUCUUCCAGUUUCCUCAGUAAAAAAAGAGGACAGUGUUGAUGAGGAAGGUUUUAAUGGUGCGUCCGUAAAUAAUGGGUCAGCUGAACCAUCCCGCGUCUGCUUGACUGACCAGAAAGAAGAAUUUCCUGAUGAGGACGUUGAAAGCGACCAGGAAGACGAUUCUGAAGCUGAUUCAGAAGAGAGCUUGUCGAGCUUGUACGAACGCAUGGACAGCUCAGAUGAAGACUUUUCUGAGACCGAGUCGUCCAAGACAAAAGUGUUUCAAAACACCAUUAAACCAGUAGUUUGGUGUGAAGACUGUGGAGCUGUUGCAAAUAUGCACUGUGGACUUCGGCGGCACCAGAAGAUCUAUGGCUGCGCGCACUGUGGUGCGGAAGGCAGUGUCCAGAGCUGCAGUUUCUCUGUUCAUUUUGGUGACAUUCAUAGUUUUCAUAAGCAUGCUAUGGACGUGCACGGUGCCACAGAACACUUUUAUGAGCGCACAAUCUGCCAGGAUUGUAAUAAGACAUACAGGCUGCACACUGACCCCAACAAAAAGGGCCACGUGUGCGAGAACAAGACCAAACCCUUUUCCUGCCACUUGUGCCGCAAACGCUUCGCUACCAAGAUCGGCCAGAAGGUGCAUUACCGCAGACUGCAUGGAGACUACACACACAUUUGCAAGUACUGCAUGAUGGUGUUUAAUACGAAGAUGUCCAAACUGGAACAUGAGCAGAGUCACAGCAAGGAUGAGCUGACCUACAACUGCCCAGACUGCUCCGAGAGGUUCAAAGACUUUAUUAGCCGUAAUCAGCACCUGAAGAGCCACAGAGGUAGAAAGAAAUACGUCUGCCACACGUGUAACAGGACGUUCGUUUCCCUUCAAAGAUACGAGAGACACAUGCGCAUCCACUCGGGAGAGAAACCUUACAAGUGCGGGGUCUGUGAGCGCUCCUUCAACCAGGCCGGUCACCUGAAGUCCCACAUGAGGCUCCACACGGGUGAGAAGCCCUUCAUGUGCGAGCAGUGCGGAGAGUGUUUCAACCACAACGUCAGCCUGAGGAACCACCUGCAGCGGCAUCACGGCAGCGAUUCCACCUCUGUGCCGGUGGAGGAGAACAAACACAAAGGUAGACCUGCGAAGAACUCUUCCUCCGAUACAGCAAGCAAAGACCAGCGUAAAAAGCGAGCAAGGAAGCGCUCUUGCAAGGCCGCUGCUGCUGAGGAGAUGGAGGUGGAGCUGGAGCUUGAGGAGGAGAAUGAAGGGGAGGAAGAGGAGGACAAUGUGCAGCCUGAUCCAGGCAUGGACUAUUGGGAAGAGACCGAACAGUCAGACGCUGACGAAGAAAAGGAGAAAAGAGGACGCAAGAGGAAAGCGAGGAGGAAGAAACAAGGGAGAAGGCAGAAAUGCACGGUUGAUAAUGACCAGUGAUUCAAAGCUGGCACUGAACGCUUGGCUACACAGUAAGAAAAUAAGGGGGAAUAUUAACAGAUAUUUCAGCUUUUCCUGCAUAUCUCAGUUGUUGAGUUGUGAAGUCAUUCAGAGUGGGUUGAUGUGAAAUUGCUCAUUGUAGAGAAACAUUGCAGUCGUGGGCUGGAGGUUAGGGUUACAUGACAUCAGCAACUGCUCCCCGGGCGCUGCGGA